GUCCUCCUCCCUCAUCUCCUCCUCCAGUGGCUGGCUACAAACCAAGUAUCGCCGGACCGAACCAACUCAAACCAAUGCGCUGAGCAUCUCCCCGCCUCCCACACCAGCCAAUACCAUCCACCAGUACCAGUAGCCAGUCCGCCGGCGGCCACCAUGGGAGAAGCGGCGGCGACUGCGGUGGAGGAUAUCAAGAAGGGGACGGCGGUGGUGGUGCCGGCGCCGCGGCCGAGCAAGGGGGUGGCUUCCUGGGCGGUGGACCUGCUGGAGCGCCUCGUCGUCCGCCUCGGCCACGACAAGACCAAGCCGCUCCACUGGCUCUCCGGCAACUUCGCCCCCGUCCAGGACGAGACCCCGCCCGCCGCAGGACUCCCCGUCCGCGGACACCUCCCGGAGUGCUUGAACGGAGAGUUUGUCAGGGUGGGGCCUAACCCAAAGUUUGUCCCCGUGGCUGGAUAUCAUUGGUUUGAUGGAGACGGAAUGAUCCAUGCAAUGCGUAUUAAAGAUGGGAAAGCUACAUAUGUAUCAAGAUACGUGAAGACUUCUCGCCUCAAGCAAGAAGAGUAUUUUGGUGGAGCAAAGUUUAUGAAGAUUGGAGAUCUAAAGGGCUUUUUUGGAUUGUUUAUGGUCCAAAUGCAAGAGCUUAGGAAAAAACUUAAAGUAUUGGAUGCUACUUAUGGAAUUGGAACAGCUAAUACUGCAUUUGUAUAUCAUCAUGGCAAACUCAUGGCCCUGUCAGAAGCAGAUAAACCCUACGUUGUUAAGGUCCUUGAAGAUGGAGACCUGCAAACUCUUGGGUUGUUAGAUUAUGACAAAAGAUUGAAACAUUCGUUCACUGCUCACCCAAAGGUUGAUCCAUUUACAGAUGAAAUGUUCACCUUUGGGUACUCACAUGAACCUCCUUAUUGUACAUACCGGGUCAUCACCAAAGAUGGAGUCAUGCUUGAUCCUGUGCCAAUAACAAUACCGGAAUCUGUAAUGAUGCAUGACUUUGCCAUCACAGAGAAUUAUUCCAUAUUCAUGGACCUCCCUUUGAUGUUUCGACCAAAGGAAAUGGUGAAGAAUGGUGAAUUUAUCUACAAGUUUGAUGCUACAAAGAAAGCUCGUUUCGGUAUACUCCAACGCUAUGAAAAGGAUGAAAAAAGUAUCAGAUGGUUUGAACUCCCGAAUUGCUUCAUAUUCCACAAUGCUAAUGCUUGGGAAGAGGGUGAUGAGGUUGUUCUCAUUACCUGCCGCGUUGAGAACCCAGAUUUGGACAAGGUGAACGGUGAACAGAACGAGAAGCUUGAGAACUUUGGGAAUGAGCUUUAUGAGAUGAGAUUCAACAUGAAAACCGGUGCUGCUUCACAGAAACAACUCUCUGUUUCCGCCGUAGACUUUCCUCGAAUUAAUGAAAGUUAUACUGGCAGGAAGCAGCGCUAUGUGUACUGCACGAUCCUUGACAGCAUAGCGAAGGUGACUGCUGUCAUAAAGUUUGACCUUCAUGCCGAGCCAGACAGCAGCAAGAAGCAGCUUGAGGUGGGAGGCAACGUGAGAGGCAUAUACGACCUGGGUCCUGGGAGGUUCGGUUCGGAGGCGGUGUUCGUUCCCAAGGUGCCGGGUGUGUCUGGUGAAGAAGAUGAUGGGUACCUGAUACUUUUUGUGCAUGAUGAGAACACAGGGAAAUCUGAAGUACAUGUGAUUGACGCCAAGACAAUGUCUGCUGAUCCGGUGGCAGUUGUCGAGCUGCCGACCCGGGUUCCUUAUGGGUUCCACGCCUUCUUCGUCAACGAGGAACAACUGGGACUACAGGAUGUGUAGUUCUAUACUUCUAUCUACACGGCUGAAGAACUAUAAAAAUAAAGUACAUAUAGACUGAUAUAUAGGAGGUAAUUAGCAAUACCCUCGAUUAUUUGUACAAUGAAUUUAUGGAUACUACAUACUAUAUAGAACGAGCUACAGGCUUGAAGUGAAAUCAUACAGGAUUGUGAUGAUAUUAAGAGAUUA
Messenger RNA from Lolium rigidum, 1983 nucleotides. Its product is annotated as carotenoid 9,10(9',10')-cleavage dioxygenase-like. NCBI's taxonomy places the organism in Eukaryota, Viridiplantae, Streptophyta, Magnoliopsida, Poales, Poaceae. Gene Ontology annotation, molecular function: carotenoid dioxygenase activity. Gene Ontology annotation, cellular component: chloroplast stroma. Bases 154 to 1797 code for a protein of 547 amino acids. Gene Ontology annotation, biological process: carotene catabolic process. The record is from RefSeq and is a predicted model, not a curated record. The transcript has 14 exons.